AAUAUACCAUCCACACAAAAAUCGCAGAUCACUAACACCCGAGCCGAGCCGCGCAGCAGGAUGUCCUUCUUCGGAUUCGGUAAGAGCAAGGAGCCGGAGUCCACCUCCUCCUCUUCGGAGUCGUACACAUAUGAAGAGCCCACGUACGACUACAGUGCGCCAGCGGUGUCGUCGUCCUUCGACUCGCCGUCCUCGUCGCCCUCGUCAUCCUUGGGUGGCGGUUCAUCCACAGGCGCCGCGGAAAUGCAGCAGCUGAUUAUAGAAGAGCAGCAGCGCGCACUGAUCCAGCAGGCUAUCUCGAAGAUCACGGCCUUAGCCUGGGACAAGUGCAGUGCCAGCAAGCCCGACUCGGAGCUCUCGUCCAAGGAGAAGGACUGCAUUAAGAACGUGACGCUCGCCUAUCUGGACACGAGCAUGUUCGUGGUGCACCGCCUCAAUAAAUCCGGCAGCGCUUGAUGGGAGCCAUGACGAUAGAGGCUCCGCAAUAGCAGCAGCGCCCCUACGAGAACCCGGUAUAGGCGAAAAGCAGCAGUAAAACGACAGCCAGACCAGUCAGGACGUUAACGUCGAGAUAAAUACGCAAGCGAGCAGUCCGCGGCCGUGCAGUCUAAACUCGAGUCUAUUAUUCUACGGUGCUAUCCUGUCUGUUUAGCUUUCCAUUGUAUUCUUGCGUCUCUCUACCUAGGCUUCUCCUCCUUGUCAGCAGAAGAGCGACCACAACUUCUGUACACGAACAGCGGGACGUUGCCGUAGGGUCCGGUGUCGUAGCGCUCGUCGGGAGUGAGGCCGCGGAUUCCCCACGUAUUGCAGAUGAUGCGCACAUCCUUGUCGGUCUGACUCAGCAAUUUGGUGAACUUGGGCGUCAGCUGAUCCAGCGCGUCGGGCAGCAGGUCAUUGGAGGCGAUCAGCUCGCGGAAGCGCUUGAUCAGGAAGUCUUCGAUUUCCACGCCACGAGCGCGUGCGCCAUAACGCUUGGCGGCCUCAAUACAGAUGCGGCCGUCACCACAGCCCAAGUCGAACAGAACCUAACAGAGACGACAGCGAAGUACAAGUAUGACGUACGAAAGGGUGAGACAACGGGCUUGGGCUUUCCUCGUAUAAUUGGCCUAGGGACGCACAUCGUCGGGGGUCACACGCGCGAUCUCUACUAUCUUAGAAACGACGUCGUGCUCACUCUGGCAGGGCGGCGCCAGCGAGUCGCCCUCGAUCCACAUGAAAGCGCCAGGGUUCUGCUCCUCCUCGUCCGAUUCCUCGUCAAAGCGCACGGGCUUCGGCUCCUCCAUAUUCGUGUGGUGUUUCACUGUGGCCGACGAGCGCCAAUAGGUGAUAAACCUUCAACAAUUAAUGCCUGUCCAAUAUGUUUGUACGUCAAACACUUCUUAAAUACAAACCUGCAUGCCGUU
Molecule: messenger RNA, 1403 nt
Organism: Phytophthora nicotianae INRA-310
Lineage: Eukaryota; Oomycota; Peronosporomycetes; Peronosporales; Peronosporaceae
Exons: 2
Coding region: 61-456 (131 amino acids)
Source: RefSeq, a predicted model, not a curated record